UGAUUAUACCAAAGCUGAAGGGAGCUGAUAGCCAUUUCCAUUUAGUAAGUGUCGUCUGAAUGGCGUGAUUACAGAAAUUUUCCACCAUGGAACGUUGUGUUUCAGUUUUCCUGCUGCUUUUUGUGACUAUUGUUUCUUCGUGGUCCUUUGCGGCGUCGGAGAUUCGCUCGUUGCAGAAGAGGUCUGUGGAAGUAGCUGAUCAACUCCGUUUGGAAGAUGAACUUAAACGAGUCAAACGUCUUCAGGAGGAUGAGGAAUUGUCCAGAGUAAAGCGAUUCGAUGAUAAAGAGUUAUCGCGUCAGAAAAGAUCCGAUUUGAAAAGAAUACAGAGGGGUUACACUGACGCGUUGUCAAGGGUAAAACGCCUGAAGAGGGCCAUUCUGGAAAGGAAAUUGGAGAGAGACAUUGCUCUUCAUCGAAUGAAACGGGGCGAAGUGGAACAGUCCCCAAAACAUGCAUCACACAAAGAGAAGAAAGAAACGAAAAGGCUUCAUAAAAAAGAUAAUGACAAAAGGGAAUUUAAGAAGAAACGCAUGGAAAUGGCACUGAAAAGACGCGGGCAGCUUGGAGAACAUCGAGUUAUGAAAAAAGGGGAUCCAAAAUUUCACCGAAAAGGACACCGUAGUCAAUUCAGGAACCGAAUGGCGAAGCAUCGGAGAUUUAACAGCAGUGACCGAAAACGGCAAAUGAGAAACCUCUUGAAACGUCAUCAUGUACAACACCACCGCCGAAAUGACGUCAAAAAACCAAAGCGUCAUACCAAGAGGAGCUAGGGGAGGGAAAUUUGUACAUAUAACUUAAACACAAAGUGUUGUUUCUGUUGAAGUCUGCUGUAUUUUUGUUUGUUUCUUUGUUUCUGUUGAAAGGAUCCACCAAGCGCACACGCUGUUAAAAUUAUACCCACACAGAGAAUGUGAAUUUUUAACAAUAUUGUUAUUUAAUUAGAUGCAACACCUUUUUGACUUACAUAUGUACCUUUAUCAACAGUUUUUCUAUACUCCUAUACUCUUUUUUGUACCAAGGUCCAUUUAUGUUUUUACUUUUAUUGCUGUAAAAAUCCAUAUUUUGAAUAAAAUUUUGGAGUAAAUCUGUCA
Molecule: messenger RNA, 1094 nt
Organism: Saccostrea echinata
Lineage: Eukaryota; Metazoa; Mollusca; Bivalvia; Ostreida; Ostreidae
Product: RNA-binding protein 25-like
Exons: 2
Coding region: 87-773 (228 amino acids)
Source: RefSeq, a predicted model, not a curated record